Messenger RNA from Arachis ipaensis, 957 nucleotides. RefSeq lists its product as uncharacterized. The record is from RefSeq and is a predicted model, not a curated record. Gene Ontology annotation, molecular function: DNA-binding transcription factor activity; DNA binding. Gene Ontology annotation, biological process: regulation of DNA-templated transcription. NCBI's taxonomy places the organism in Eukaryota, Viridiplantae, Streptophyta, Magnoliopsida, Fabales, Fabaceae.
AUGGCAGGGGAUGAAGCUAUUAAAUAUGCUUCUACAACCGCCACCACCACUACUCCUAUGUCCAAAUCAAACAAAUCAACCAUGAAAAGGUUCAUUGGUGUGAGGCAGAGGCCUUCAGGAAGAUGGGUGGCUGAGAUCAAAGACUCAUCACAACAUGUGAGAUUAUGGCUUGGGACCUAUGACACACCGGAGGAGGCUGCAAGGGCCUAUGACGAAGCGGCACGUGUCCUACGAGGCGAAAAUGCAAGAACAAACUUUGCAUUAUUUGGUUCUGAUACCGAUAGAAAUUCCAGUAAAUUAUUAUCUGAGUCUGACGGAAAAAGCAGACUGAGUUUUCCUUCGUUAAAGGCGAAACUCAGUAAAAAUCUUCAGAACAUUCUAGCAAGAACAAGCGAUAGUAACAAUAACAGCACGAAAUCUUCGUCGGCAAAGAGUAGGGUGAGUGAUCAUUUCACUUUUGCUAGCAUAUUCAAAAGAAGAAAUUGUUACCAACAAUACCCUCAUCAAAUGCCUAGUCCAAUUGAUAUGAAGAACAUUGAUAAAGUUGUGCAACCUAGUAUCAUUGUUCCCCCUUUGGAAAAUGAUCAUAAUCACAACAAUAAUCAUAAUGGUUCUUCAACAUCAUGGGAAAAUUCUAGUGUUUCUGAUUGUAGUAGUUGUGAUUGGUUUGGAUCAGAUUUUGGAGAUUUCAGUGUUGGUGAUCAAGGGUAUUUGGAUCAAUUGUUGGGGUGGGUUGAAAGUUCAAAUCUUUGUCCAAAUGGGGUUGGUGAUUUUGAUGAUGAGAGUUCAAGAAGUAAGAGGUUUAAGGUGUCUUCUACAGUUCUUGUUCCUCCUACUUUCACUUCUUCAUCAUAUGAUUAUUGUGGUUCACCUUAUGAUUAUUAUAAUUAUAAUACUAAUAAUGGAUGUGGCUCUCCAUGUAGUGGUUAUGCCUCUCCAUAUAAUGGUAGGAAGUAA